AUGAAAAUGAAGAAGUUUAUGCUGAUUAGUUUAAUUUCAAAUACAGGUUUAGCUAAAGACAAUUGGUAUCUUUAUAAAAAUAAUGAAGAUUCUUUGAUUACGAGUGCUGAAGUGAUUAUGUAUUUGAAUUCUAAUAAAGUAAAGAAUUUAGACUAUCGGCUUAAGGUAUGUGUAUGUUUAGGUUUGAUUUCUGGAAGAUUUAAUAUUUUAUCUGGAACUCCGUAUCAUGAAUGAUACUCGCUAGAAAAGCAAGUGCUUGAAAAUAUUCACAGUGCAAAUCGUUGGAUAAUCCAAGAAGAUGAGUUUACGAAUCAGUUAAUAGAGAAUUUUAUGGGCUUAUUUUUUUCUCUGGAUUUUAAAUAUCUUGGGAUUCAUGAGGUGUAUUCAUUACUGAAUACGAUUAAUUUCAAAUUGAAAGCGAAAGAAAGAUGUCGGUAUAUAUUCCAAAUAUUGAAAGGAAGUUGUUGAUCGGUUCUGUAUUUUAAGAUUUUUGACUCUCAGUUAAAUUGGGAUUGAGUAUAUGCAUUAAUUGAGUGGAUAACCUUCUUAUAUUCUCGUAUUUUAAAGACCGAUGUAUUACAGUAUGUAGAUUUCAAUGUAAGGCUAUCGACUCAGCUCCUGUUGUUAUUAGUUUAUUUCUGACAGAUAUGAAUUUAA
Molecule: messenger RNA, 657 nt
Organism: Blepharisma stoltei
Lineage: Eukaryota; Ciliophora; Heterotrichea; Heterotrichida; Blepharismidae
Source: the annotation of a GenBank genome assembly